Oryzias latipes (Japanese medaka) is the source of this 1717-nucleotide messenger RNA. RefSeq names its product nipsnap homolog 2 (gene nipsnap2). The record is from RefSeq and is a predicted model, not a curated record. Gene Ontology annotation, cellular component: mitochondrion. NCBI's taxonomy places the organism in Eukaryota, Metazoa, Chordata, Actinopteri, Beloniformes, Adrianichthyidae.
ACCUGGUGGUCAGCUUUGGUACUUCCUGAGCUCAGAUGAAGAUGGCGACGGGAGUCCUUCAGAAAGUCUGCAGGGGGGUUGGUCCGGCCAAGAAUGGGGCGCACACAGCCGGACAGCACGUAUUUUGGGUCAGAGGCUUCACAGCAUCCAGCCACGCGUGCAGUGAGGACAGCUGGUUCAAAUCCCUGUUUGUCAGGAAAGUAGAUCCCAGAAAAGACGCACACGCCAACCUCCUGACCAAAAACGAGGAGAGCAACCUCUACAAAAUUCAGUUCCAUAAUGUCAAACCUGAGUGCCUGGAUGCGUACAACAAACUUUGCGAGGACGUUUUGCCAACCAUUCAUGCUGAUAAGUACUACCCCUGUGAGCUGGUGGGAACCUGGAAUACCUGGUAUGGAGAACAAGACCAGGCUGUCCAUCUGUGGCGUUACAGAGGAGGAUAUCCAGCCCUAACAGAAGUGAUGAACAAACUCAGACAGAACAAGGAGUUCACUGCCUACAGGAAGGAGCGAGGAAAGAUGCUGCUGUCCCGCAGGAAUCAGCUUCUGCUGGAGUUCAGCUUCUGGAAUGAGCCUGUUCCCAGAGAAGGACCCAACAUCUAUGAGCUCAGGUCUUACCAGCUCAGGCCAGGAACCAUGAUCGAGUGGGGUAAUUACUGGGCCCGAGGGAUCCGUCACCGGCAGCGUAACAAAGAGGCGGUCGGAGGCUUUUUCUCACAGAUCGGUGAUCUCUACAUGGUCCAUCACCUCUGGGCUUAUGAAGACCUGCAGUCCCGUGAAGAGACGAGAAACGGCGCCUGGCACCAGGAGGGCUGGCAUGAGGCUGUGUAUUACACAGUGCCUCUCAUACAGCACAUGGAGUCUCGGAUCAUGAUCCCGCUGAAGGCCUCGCCGCUGCAGUGAGGCGUGUGGAAAAUCCAGCUGCACCCCUGAGAAUGUUACAGCCACGCAGCAGAGUGUGGGCGUCACGGGUUCCACCUCCUGUCAUUGCUGCUAAACGUACUUUUCCCUUCUCCUUUUUCUUCCCGAUGCCAUUUAGACAUCGCUAAGACGUUUAUCUGUGGUUUUAAUUCAUUCCUGAAGGGUAGCGAGCUCUGUGCAUUCCACGUUUUGGAACAGGAUGAAUACUUUUGGCCCAAUUAAAACCUCCUGACGGCCAUAGAGCACAUCAUGUGGCGUCAGAUUAAAACAGGGCCUUUAAGAGAAAUCGUUUUUAAAUUAAGAGCGAACCAAAGUUACUUGAAAGAGGCGGCAGCUAUGUGGUAAAUGUGGGAUCAGAAAAGGGGGAAAAGUACAUUGUUUACUGCAGUAGCCAUUUAUUUAUUUAUUUAUGCAGAUUUAAAUAUAUUAAUUUGACAAAAAGUCCUUUUCUUUGCCAACUGUGACGUGGUGCACAAAGUGGGUGUCAUACUUUUAGAUGUGCAAACUGCUGAGUUUCUCCCUGUGUGGUUUUAGUUCUGUAUGCCCCGUAUGAUCCUGCUUCAUGGCGCCGUGUUGGUAACCGCUUCCACCUUUCCUCUUGUGAAACAAGCAUGCCGGGUUUCAAACAUCCGUUUUUAAAAGUCCAGUCAUUUCCGUUGGAAGCAUGAAUUCUGACAGAAGACAGCCAGUCCUGCUCUUUAACUGUAAUCAAUGGAUGGAACCACAUGAUAUUUCUGUUAUUGCAGGAACAAUGUAACAGAAGACACAAUGGUAGAAAAUUAAACGUUCAUCUUGGG